Molecule: messenger RNA, 2347 nt
Organism: Ricinus communis (castor bean)
Lineage: Eukaryota; Viridiplantae; Streptophyta; Magnoliopsida; Malpighiales; Euphorbiaceae
Exons: 4
Coding region: 241-1812 (523 amino acids)
Source: RefSeq, a predicted model, not a curated record
UACAAAAACUAUUUAAUUAGCAAUACCAACAAGAAAAUCCCAACAUAAUUAACCUUUAUAAUCCCAUUUAAUUAAUGCAAAACUCAGUGUGCUUCUCUCUCUCCCCUAUAAAAUUUUUCUUCAUCAACUACAUCUCCAUAGUCGUAUCAUGCACAGCCACAAUUAACCCUUAUAUAUAACAGUAUCCAAUUCUCUCUGAACAAGCCCAAAAAAUAUAAGGAAAUAAAGAACCCCUUAACCAUGGAGUUAUUUACCAAAACCAUGGCAGUUAAGCUCCGUAGCCACCUUGACAAGUACCUGAUCGCCGAUGACGAUGGAGAAACUAUCCGUCAAAGCAGAAACGGGUCGACACGCCAUGCUAGAUGGCUUGUUGAGCGUGUAGAAGGAACAGAAAACUCUAUUCGUCUCAAAACAAUCGAUGGAAGAUACUUGACCGCUUCUGACACACACUUUCUUUUGGGUAUGACUGGUAAAAGGGUAAUCCAAACAAAACCUGAAAAGAUCACAGACUGGAACUUACAGUGGGAGCCAGCAAGGGACGGAUUUCAGGUGAGAUUACAGAGCUGGUGCGGUAAGUUUUUGAGAGCUAACGGUGGAACACCGCCGUGGAGGAACACUGUUACGCAUGAUGAACCGCACACUGGGUCAACUGUGAGGUGGAUUUUAUGGGACGUGGAGGCGGUGGAGACGGAGUCUUUGGCGGAGUAUUUGUCGUCUAUGUCUAGUAUGUCAUCUGUUCCUGAUGAUGUUCUUGAAGCAGCUUCCGAUGAGUAUUUAGGGUCGGAACCUGGUUCGCCAAUUUCGGUUGUGUCUUCUCUUAGAACUCACAGGCUGACCGUUGUUAAGUCUAUGUCUCCAAGGUUGUCCCCAAAGAAGACGAGUUCGAAUCAGUUCAGAUCAGGGAUGGAGUUUUUCCGCAACGCAAAAGCAGUACGUCUGCGUAGCCACCACGAUAAGUACCUCCAUGCAGAGGAAGACGAAGAGACUGUUACCCAAGACAGAAACGGAUCAUCCAGGAACGCUAAGUGGAUUGUCGAAUCUGUCCCCGGAUCCGAUUCUAUAAUCCGCCUUAAGUCCUGCUAUGGCAAGUACCUUACAGCUUCUAAUCAGCCUUUUCUUUUGGGUAUGACUGGUCGUAAAGUGCUCCAGACUUUACCCAGAAGGCUUGAUUCAUCACUUGAAUGGGAACCCAUUAAAGAAUCGGGUCAGGUCAAGCUAAAGACAAGAUAUGCUAACUUCUUGAGAGCUAAUGGUGGAUUGCCACCUUGGAGAAAUUCAGUUACUCAUGAUAUUCCUCAUAGAACUGCUACUCAAGAUUGGGUUCUUUGGGAUGUUGAUAUUGUUGAGAUUCAAGUUAAAUCAUCAAGAACCAAUCAAGAAAAGACCGAGCCGCCACCUGCGAUUCCUCAUUCUGAUUCUUUGGAUUUCGAUGAUUCUAGUUCACCUUCUUCUGUUUCUAUCAAAUCUAGCAACUUUUCGAGACAGGAGUCUAGUGAAUCUAAUGUUAGUUCACCUCCAAAAUCUGAAGGAAGGACUAUAUAUUACCACGUGGCGGAUGAGAGUGGUGAUAUUGAUGAUGAUGUUGUGGAAGCUUAUUACUUCCAUUUUAAAGGAAACGGAGUUGAUGAGUUGACUCAAAAAUUAAGGGAGGAGACUGGUUUACAGGAUAUUGUUGUGUGUUCUCGUAGUCCUUUGAAUGGAAAGCUUUAUCCCCUUCGAUUACAGCUGCCUCCAAAUAAUGCUGAUAUGCAUGUUGUUAUAGUUGAGUCAUCUUCCAAAGCCAGAGACCUUGCAAAAGGAGUCGUGCUAUGAUUAACAAUGGACGGACGGGACAUCACAGUUUGUCUCUCAAAUUGCUUCACUGCAAUAUCUUUUUGUACAUUCUGUUCUUGCCUCUUAUUUAUGUCAGCUGAAUGUGGAACGGGAAACAUAUUAAAUGAAACAGGCAUUUCCCGCUUAUGUCGUAGAAACAGCUAGAAUUUAAAGUAGAAGCUCGUGGUUUUAAGGUAUUGGCACAAGUGAUGUUGCUUCUGCAAAGGGUCAAUUUGGUGCUGAUGCUCCUUACUCCUCAGUCCUUAUCUCAUCAAUAAUGCUCCACAAUUUUACUGUACUUGGAACAUUAUUAUAGCAUAUUUUAUUGAUAGCUUCAUUGAUUUGAAAAUUUGUUGUAAAUUUUUGUUGUAGCAUGUUUGCUUUCCUGAUGUGGUUUCAGAUAUACAAAUCUUUUCGGAUCUUGCCGGACUCGUUCAACUGAUUCUACCUGUAAAAAUAGCCUCACCGAUUUAAAUCUGCAUUUGAAAAGCUUGUAGUUGCAUCGAACUGCAAUAAAGUUAAAACUCUUGCUUUU